AGUGUUCGCGGCUGAUAAUACGUAUUAUACGAACGACCAAAUCCAGUGGGUCUGGACCGGUUGUCCCUUGCCCGGGCCGGUUAAACAUCGUCGGAGCCCUCCGUUCCUAUCUCCCAAAUGGUGCCCUUUCGUCCCCACCGGCGUCUGGCAAACCCUAAUUCCCCGAUCUCCACCGCCACUACUGCCGCCGCCGCCAUCGCUGCCGGAGACCGCCUCGCAAAUGACGAGAAAUUCGUAGCCAUUCUCAGAGGCAUCGUCCGAGGCAAGCAGAGCUGGAAGGUCGCUCUUAGCAACCCCUUCGUUGCCAAUAACUUGAGGCCACGCCACGUCGAGAAGCUCCUUCUCCAAACCCUAGACGACUCGAGGUUAGCCUUACGCUUCUUCAACUUCCUUGGCCUCCACAGGAACUUCAACCACUCCACGGCGUCAUUUUGCAUCUUGAUCCACGCCUUGGCUCAGUCCAAUCUCAUUUGGCAGGCGUCCUCGGUUCUGCAGACGUUUCUUUUUCGCCGGCCUAUUAAACCUACGCUGGUUUUUGAAGCGCUCGUGGAUUCGUAUGGAAAGUGCAAUUUUCGUUCGACCUAUGGGUUUGAUUUGUUGGUUCAGACGUGUUUGCAUCACAGAAGGGUGUUGGAUUCCGUUGUCAUUGUGAGGCUAAUGAAGGAGUCCAGAAUUUUGCCUGAAACUCGGACUUUCAGUGCUGUUUUAAACGGUUUGAUUAGAAUUAAUCAGUUUGAUAUGGUUCUGUGUUUGUUUGACGAGGUUGUGGAUAUGGGCUUGAAGCCUGAUGUUUAUACAUACACUGCAGUAGUUCAAAGUUUGUGCGAGUUGAAGAGUCUUGAUAGAGCUAAGGAAAUAAUUCAUCGAAUGGAGUCAAAUGGUUGUGAAUUGAGCGUGGUGACUUAUAAUGUGUUUAUUCGCGGUCUUUGCAAGACCCAGAGACCUUGGGAAGCUGUUGAAGUCAAGAAUUCUCUGAGUCAAAAAGGAUUGAAAGCUGAUGUUGUAACAUUUUGUACAUUAGUUUUGGGCUUAUGCACCAUUGAAGAAUUUGGAGUUGCUAAACAACUAACAGAGGAAAUGAUCAGGUUAGGGUUGAUUCCAACUAAAGAGGCCAUAUCAUGUCUGGUUGAUGGCUUGAGGAGGAAGGGGUGUGCUGUGGAUGCUUUUGAUUUACUUAAUAAGGUGGGGAAAGUUGGGGUGUCCCCUAGUGCAUUUGUUUACAAUGCAUUUAUCAAUUCUCUGUGUAAAGAUGGAAAACUAGAAGAAGUAGAGGCACUUUUUAAUAACAUGGGGAAGAAUGGUUUAUUCCCAAAUGAAAUUACCUACUCUAGUAUGAUUAAUUCAUUUAGCAAGAGAGGGCAGCUGGAUGCUGCACAUCUUUUCCUUGGUAAAAUGUCCAUGACAGGGAUUAAACCAACUGUGCAUCAUUACAAUUCUCUGAUUAGUGGUCAUUGCAAGUUGGGAAAGUGGCAAACUGCAAAGCGUCUCUUUGACGAGAUGAUUGAUAAAGGAAUGGCUCCAACUGUUGUAACAUACACCUCAUUAAUAAGUGGAUAUUGCAAGGAAGGUGAAGUGCAUCAAGCGUUUCAGGUCUAUCAUGAGAUGACUAGGAAGGGCAUUUUGCCAAAUAUUUACACCUUUGCUGCACUUAUUUAUGGUCUUUGUCGUGCAAAUAGGAUGGUUGAAGCAACUGAGUUAUUUGAUGAAAUGCAAAAUUGGAAUGUUAUCCCAAAUGUUGUCAUCUAUAAUGUUAUAAUUGAAGGUCAUUGUAGGGAAGGUAACACUGUAAGAGCUUUUGAAUUGCUUGAUGAGAUGGUGGAGAAGGGAAUUGUACCUGAUACGUAUACGUAUAGGCCUCUAAUAAGUGGGCUUUGUUCCAUUGGGAGGGUGUCUGAAGCCAAGCAGUUAAUGGAUGACCUUCAAAAGAAGCAUCAUAACUUAAACGAGAUGUGCUUUAGUGCACUUUUACAGGGUUAUUGCAAGGAAGGCAGAUUGAAGGAAGCAUUAGUUGCCUGCAGAGAGAUGAUGGCAAAUGGAGUAAAUAUGGAUCUUGUAUGUUAUGCGAUACUUAUCCAUGGAUUUCUAAGGCAUCAUGAUAUGAAAACGGUAAUAUGUCUGUUAAAGGAAAUCCAAGAUCAUGGAUUGAGGCCUGACAAUGCAAUAUACACUAGUAUGAUUGAUGCAUAUGGAAAAACAGGAGAUCUUUGCAAGGCAUUUGGAAUUUGGGAUAUAAUGGUAUGUGGAGGAUGCAUUCCAAAUGUUGUAACGUACACUGUUUUGAUAAAUGGCUUGUGUAAAGCAGGAUUUGUGGAUAAAGCUGAGAUCCUUUGCAAGGAAAUGCUGGUUAGUGACUCAGUUCCGAAUCAGAUCACAUAUGGAUGUUUUCUUGAUCAGCUUACCAAAGAAGGACGCAUGGAGAAAGCCGUACAGCUACACAAUGUGAUGCUUAGAGAUUCUCUAGCAAACACUGUGACAUACAAUAUACUCAUUCGGGGUUUCUGCAAAUUGGACAGAAUUCAGGAAGCUGCCAAGAUCCUAAUUGAAAUGGUAGAUAAUGGGAUUCAUCCGAAUUGCAUAAGCUAUUCAACAAUCAUUUAUGAGUACUGUAGAGGGGGAAAUUUAUGGCAGGCCAUCAAGCUCUGGGACUCUAUGCUGAGCAAGGGUCUGAAUCCUGAUAAGUUAGCAUAUAAUUUUUUGAUAUAUGGCUUCUGUGUUGCUGGAGAGCUCCCAAAGGCUUUUGAAUUGUGUAAUGAAAUGCUGAGAAGAGGUAUGAGGCCAAAUUGGGCUACAUAUAAUGCUCUUCUUAAUGGAUGAAGAGCAUUGCUUCUGAAAUAACAUUUUACAAUUCCCCUUGUACAGCAAAAGAAGUCUGGGUAUCAUGAACUGUGAGUUAUGGACAAACAAGACUUGCACAUGUGGCUCCUUUCCGAGCAAGUGGUAUUUUAUCCAUGUUGGAGAACAUUUUCUAUGGUCCAUUGCGAGAUAAAUGAUGUUACCUCAUGGUUGUUCUCUUCACUGUUACUACUCGGCUCCCUGAUCCUUGUUCUCUUCAUCUUUUGUUGGAAAACAGUAUAAUGAAUUUUUUGAUGGUGAGCCUUGGUAGCGACCAUAAGAUUGCUCCCUCCUGACUGAAAUGUUAUGGAUUUGAGUUGUGGAAACAUCAUUUUUGCCAAGUGGGGAGCUUGGUUUCAUUUGGAACACCCGUUUUAGAUGGUGUUACAUGAGGAAGUUUUACAAGCCAAAAGAGUAAAGGGCAGUCCUGAGCAGAGGCCUCCUCUUGCUACUGUGAGUCCAAGACGAUAGUUGAAAAGGCUUUGAAGGCUCAUAUUGAUGCAGUUGUAAUGCUACCUACCAUGUUCAUCCUCUUUGCUGCAGUUUUUGUUACAUUCUUUCUUUCAUCAGAUUGUAUUGCAGUUGGAAAGUGAAUCUGACUUUUGUUAUCCUCCAGUUUGUUUUCUUAGCGGCGUUCUCAAGAUGAGCUUUGUUGUGAACAGGGCAGCUCUAUUUGGAAAGUUUUUUAGAGUGCUUGUAAAGUUCGUUUUGUAAACUUCCAAUGCCACUUUAGUUUAUUGCAAGUAUUGAUCGGGCUGAUCAUUUGAGAUGUUUUGAGCUAGUACACUUCAACUGACCCUUUUUCUCUCUUUCUC
Messenger RNA from Diospyros lotus (date-plum), 3647 nucleotides. RefSeq names its product putative pentatricopeptide repeat-containing protein At5g59900. The record is from RefSeq and is a predicted model, not a curated record. The coding region runs from base 118 to 2814 and encodes 898 amino acids. Lineage: Eukaryota; Viridiplantae; Streptophyta; Magnoliopsida; Ericales; Ebenaceae. Gene Ontology annotation, molecular function: protein binding. The transcript has 2 exons.